Molecule: messenger RNA, 594 nt
Organism: Trichomonas vaginalis G3
Lineage: Eukaryota; Parabasalia; Trichomonadida; Trichomonadidae
Product: phage fiber proteins family
Exons: 1
Coding region: 1-594 (197 amino acids)
Source: RefSeq, a predicted model, not a curated record
AUGGAGUACAUGGGAAGCAAUAUAACAUACAACAAAGACAUAUACAGUGAGUUUAAGUACUACUGUGAACAGCAUGAGAUUGAAGUAAUGAGUAAAGGAGACUUUGAAACGCUUAUGAAAGACAGUAAGGAGGUCGUUCAUGAGAACAGUGUUGAAAUAGUUCAUGAGAACAGUGAGGAGGUCAUACAUGAGAACAGUGAUGAAAUAGUUCAUGAGAACAGUGAGGAGGUCAUACAUGAGAACAGUGAUGAAAUAGUUCAUGAGAACAGUGAGGAGGUCAUACAUGAAUGCAAUGAUGAAAUAGUUCAUGAGAACAGUGAGGAGGUCAUACAUGAGAACAGUGAUGAAAUAGUUCAUGAUGUCGUUCGUGAAGAAGCCAUUGCAACAAAGAAUAAUAUAAAGGAUUUCAUAGAACUUAACAAGGAGGAGUUUAAAGAAGGCUAUGAAGUGAAAAGAUGUGAAGAAGAUUUCUUGGCGUAUUUGAAGAAAAAGAGACUAAAGCCAAUGGCUCAAAAUAAGUUUCAAUCGAUGUUUGAAAAGAAACGUUUGAGCUAUGGUGGUGUAAGAAGCACAUAUUACUUUGUUAAGAAGUGA